GAGUUGCUCCAAAACUGCCACAUGAUUACGUAUGUUAAACAUUUAUUAUUCCAUGUAACGAGUCUCAUUGACAUUAUUUUAUUCAUUUUACGCUUAUUAAUAUUGAAUUAAAUACAUUCUUUUUAUAUCUUUUAAUUAUUACAACACUAUAAUUGUAUGUGAGUAUUUUUUAAGUUUUUAUUGAAAUGAUGAACAGUGUUGCACAUGACGUUCAUAAUUCACAAAACAGUCAAAAUACAAUGGAUAAUGAGUAUGAAGCAAUGGAUACAAGUGAAGGGCCAAGUGAUGAACAAAUAUCUCCAACUAACUCGCAGGAAAUCCAUGGAGAAACUGAUUCACUUCUGAUAGCUGAGCCCAUAGAUAAUGAUUCUUAUAAUAUGAAUAUCGAUGUUCCUUAUGUAGAAGAUUCCUUACGUGAUGGUGAGAAUAUUUCGAAUGAAAAUAAUGGGUUAGCAAAUAAUAUCAUUGGUGAACAUACAAGUUCUGCAUCAGAUGUUCAGUUAAACCAAACGAUAGUGUUGGAUUCAUCGGGGAGUUUAAGCUAUACAUCAGUAACAAUGUGUAAACCAUCAAUAAUUAAUAUUGAAACUACUAAUAUGUCUAUUAUAAAGUCUAGUAUAAUGAUGAGUUCUAAUUGUAAUGAAGUUCAAAAAGUACCUGAAGUAGGAACUAGUCAAGAUGGAACUAGUCAAUGUAUAAACUCUUCAAAAUUAACAAGAGACGAAAAAGAAUUAAUACCUCCGUAUGGUACUCCAGUUUGUCCAAAAACAGUAAAAAGAGCUGGACCUUAUAUUCUCGGACCUUUAAUUGGAACAUCUCCAGUAAAGAGUAUUGUUCAGUGUUUAGCUAGAAAAGAAGGAACUGAUAAAUACUACACAAUUAAAAUUUUAACUCUGAAAGAUGAUAAUGAACAUGAAACUCAAGAUGAUCGACAAGGAAAAAUGUUGCUGCAUGCCGAAUAUUCUCUAUUAAGUUUAUUACAGAAUCAAGAUGGUGUUGUUCACCAUCAUGGAUUUUUUAAAGAUUCAGCAUUAGGAGAAAAAUCGAUUUCUAAUGGUCGAAUUUAUACAGGAAAAAUAAAACGACGUUUAUGUUUAGUUUUAGAUUGUUUAACAUCGCAUGAUUUUAAUCCAAGAAAUGAAGAACUACUUAAUUUACAACAUCACGUUAUUAAAGAAAAAAAAUUGUCAGAAAAAGAAAGUUUAUUAAUUUUUACAGAUACUGUUAGAAUAGUUGCUGAAUUACAUAAACGAAAUAUUGUUCAUAGAGACUUGAAGCUUGGUAAUUUAGUCUUAAAUAGAAAAACUAGAAAGGUAACAAUUACUAAUUUUUGUUUGGGAAAACACUUAGCGAGUGAAAAUGACCUAUUAAAAGAUCAAAGAGGUUCACCUGCGUACAUCUCCCCAGAUGUUCUUUGUGGUAAACCAUAUUUAGGAAAACCAUCAGAUAUGUGGGCAUUAGGAGUAGUUUUAUUUACAAUGCUUUAUGGCCAAUUUCCAUUCUAUGAUAGUAGUCCAACACAAUUAUUCAAUAAAAUUAAAGCAGUAAAUUAUCAUAUUCCACUUGAUGGUCGUGUAUCAGGUGGAACAAUUGAAUUAAUUCGAAAUUUGUUAGUUCUUCAGCCUAGUCGGCGAUUGACAGCCGUACAAGUCUUAGAUUCAUUAGCAACAAUCAUCGAGACAUUUAAAAUUCCAGCAUCCAUUGGUGAAGAGGACCAAGUUGUUCCUGAUAUCGAAAAUAUAAAAGAAGAUCUGUGUGAUAAAAAAACAGAACUGAAUGAAAAAAUGAAACCAAUAUACAAUCGUCAUUACGAUUUAUUUAAAAAAAUAACGUUUCAAGAACAGAUGUUACAAUGGUUAAAUCAAUCUCAAAGUCCUUUAGUUCCUCAAGCACGCCCUUAUGGUCAGAUUCCAGUUCACAGAGUCAAUUCAGACCCUCGAGAAUUAACACCGGCUGAAUUAGAGCGAUAUAGACAUUUAAUUCCUGGUGACCAUCAACGAUCUCACUCUCAUACUUCUGUUAAUAGACGAGAAAGUUCUUCCCGGACACGGAGUACUUCUAGAUAUCGUUCAACUCCAUCAAAUGUAUCCCAAGGACGUCAAAAUUUAAAUACAGGAUCCAAUUUAUCAAAUAAUUCUAUUUCCAAUGAAAAUAAUUCUAAUGGUUCUUCGGUUACAAAUUCUGGAAUAUCGAAUUUAAAUACACGCAAUUCCGAACCUAUUCCAUGGACAUCAGGAUCUAAUAAUACAACUUUAACUUUAUCAAAUUCGUCUACAAUAAAUCAGCUAAAUUCAAGUAGAUUAAUUUCUGAAGAAAAUAAUCGAUUGAAUACUCCUGCACAAAGGACUUCUGUGAAUUCAAAUAAUUCUGCAAACUAUGUUAUCAAUAGAUCUGUAUUUGUGAGUCCAACAAUAACUUCAGCAAGAGAUACAAGAGAACAAAAUGAAAGAAAUAUUCAAAAUUUAAAUAGAGCUAACUUAAGCUCUUCCUGGGAAAGAUUAGCAGAAUUCAAUGCAAGAUAUAAUCGAGGAAGAGUAACGACAACAAAUAGAACUUCUUUAUCGAAUAGAAAUGAUCAACCAAACACUGGAAGAACAAAUACUACUAAUAGGUCAACUUCAACUACUGAAAACAGAAAUUAUUACAGAGUUCCUAUAAAUAUUGCGGAUCAAAUAAUGGCACUACGUGCUAUAUUACAACCUAAUACAGCUAAUCAACAUGACCGAAAUAUUGAAAAUCCUAGAACUGAUGCUAUAACUAAUUCAAUAAGGGCUAGAUAUUCAAUGCCUAGACGAAAUUUACUUGCAUUAAAUAGAAAUUCACCUUAUAUGACAAAUUUAAGAUAUUUAACAACAAACAGAAAUAUUUCAAACGAUAUUUCAAAUACAAAUAGAGAUCAAGACAUUAUCAACAAUGGUAAUUCAGAAUCUGUGAUAAAUAAUUCAACUGGAACUGGACUUGGAAAUAAUAUAAGAGGUAAUUCUAGAAAUCGAAGAGAAGAUGUAACUUUUGUUCCAAAUUUUAAUAAUUCAUUACAUCAAAAUGAAUUAUUAUUUAGUACAUCUCAUCAACCCCAAGUAAGCAUUCACAUUUCAAGUGACUUACAAUCAAGACAAAAUGAACCCGGCACUGAUCAAUCUCUUUCUCAAGAUGAAAGAUUAUGAAAUUUUAUCGGUAAAUUUCAAAGUAAACGAAAAAAAAAAAAAAUUAAAA
This is a messenger RNA of Chelonus insularis, 3213 nucleotides long. RefSeq names its product probable serine/threonine-protein kinase MARK-B (gene AMPKalpha). Gene Ontology annotation, molecular function: protein kinase activity; ATP binding. The transcript is spliced from 4 exons. Gene Ontology annotation, biological process: protein phosphorylation. Bases 186 to 3164 code for a protein of 992 amino acids. Lineage: Eukaryota; Metazoa; Arthropoda; Insecta; Hymenoptera; Braconidae. The record is from RefSeq and is a predicted model, not a curated record.